Molecule: messenger RNA, 1404 nt
Organism: Exophiala spinifera
Lineage: Eukaryota; Fungi; Ascomycota; Eurotiomycetes; Chaetothyriales; Herpotrichiellaceae
Exons: 3
Coding region: 1-1404 (467 amino acids)
Molecular function (GO): hydrolase activity, acting on carbon-nitrogen (but not peptide) bonds, in linear amidines
Source: RefSeq, a predicted model, not a curated record
AUGCAGCUUAUCAACGAGCGCAAGGAGGUCCUUCAAGGCACGAAAUCAACCAGUGCUCCGGCUCAAGAUGUGUCUAGUCUGAAAAUCAAUGGCCGCAGGCUCAUGUCUUCGCUCCACGAGUCAUGUGAAUUUGGAAAGGCACACCCUUAUGGAACACACCAGACAGAGACGGGGAUGGCUCGUCUAGCUCUCAAUGACGCUGACAAAGCCGUUCGACAGUGGUUCGUGCAAGAAGCAAAAUCUCUGGGUUGCAAAACCACAGUCGACCAAAUGGGCAAUAUCUUCGCUGUCCGACCUGGGAAGAACUCAACAGCGCCUCCUGUCAUGAUGGGUUCGCACUUGGAUACCCAACCCACGGGUGGGCGGUACGAUGGGAUACUUGGUGUGCUGUCUGGCCUGGAGGUGUUGCGCACCCUCCAUGAAAAUGACUACCAGAGUGAAGGAAGUAUUGGAGUUGUCAAUUGGACCAAUGAGGAAGGCGCCCGCUUCCCAAUCAUUACAGUCUCUUCAGGCGUAUGGUCUGGUGCAGUUCCAUUGGAAACUGCAUGGACGUGCCAGGAGGCCACACCAAGCCCGGAUGGCCACAGAUACACCAUGAAGGAGGAACUGGAGCGCAUUGGCUUCUUGGGCAGCACCCCUGCAUCUUACGAAGCCCAACCAAUUGCCGCUCAUUUUGAGCUUCAUAUCGAACAAGGUCCUAUCCUGGAGGACGAGAGACGCAGGAUCGGAGUCGUCACCGGUGGGCAAGCUUACAAGUGGUUCGAGGUAGUCGUCCGUGGCAGAGACAGCCACGCAGGCACAACGCCAAUGGCGGCGAGAAAGGACUCCGUCCUGGCUGCUGCGAAGAUGAUUGUCGAGUCGAACAAGAUCGCAAAAGCGCAUUCCGGGCUAAUUACAACUGGCCUUGUCGAGACAGACCCGGGAAGUAUCAACACCAUGGCGCACACUGUCCGCUUCACUAUUGAUAUGCGGCAUCCUUCGGACGGUGUACUUGCUGAGAUUGAAAAUGAAUGCCGGAAAACCUUCAGCUCGAUCGCCGCAGAGGACAGUGAGAGAGGAGUCUCGCUGGAAUGGAAGCAGUUGGCCGCAAACCCAGCAGUGAAGUUUCACCAAGAUUGCAUUACCAUGAUUGAACAAGCCGCGGAGGAGACGGUUGCGGAUCUACCCAAGAGUGCCGACGACGGGAAAUUAUGGAAACAUAUGGUCAGCGGCGCUGGGCACGACAGUUUCCAUACAAGUCGAAGAUGUCCGACUGGUAUGAUCUUUACACCAACGAGGGAAGGACUGUCACACACACCAACGGAAUACUGCAGUCCUGAAGACUGUGCACUUGGCGCGCAGGUUUUGCUUGGGGCGGUGUUGAGGUACGAUAGGCUGCGACUUGAGAGGGGAAUGCUUGCUUGA